AUGGACUUGACACCCAGAGAUGCAGUUCUACUACUGUUCAGUCGUUCCGUGCUCAAGUUUCCUCACCAUGUUGCCAUCGAAGAUGGACCCGAUCAAAGGGUGACAUAUCAACAACUGGACGAGCGGUCAACAAGUCUGGCUGGGCAUCUGGUCGCAAUCGGAGUUCGCCCUGGAGAGAUAAUUCCCCUAAUUACCACGACAUGUAUCCAGAUGGUUGUUGGAGUUCUGGGAAUCCUCAAAGCAGGUGGAAUCUAUGUUCCGAUUGACCGGGAGCGGUCUCCACCACAUCGCGUGGAGUACAUCAUGCAGAGAGCAAACAACAAAAUAGUCGUCUACACGGGGCGUAGUCUCGAACCCGGUACCCGCCACGCGGUUCAGUUACCGCUGGCUUCGCAUAACCAUUCGGGCGAUUUCGAGCCGUUAAGCGGGCGUAGAAAUGAUGUGAUGGCUAUCGUCUUCACGUCUGGAACGACAGAUAAGCCGAAAGGAGUUCAGAUUCGCAGCAGCUCCGUGGCAAGAUUCGUAUGCUCGCCGGGGUUCAAUUAUGAUGUCACGGAGACGGACCGGGUUCUCCUCACUUUAUCAGUUGGGUUUGAUGCUUGUCUGGGCACCAUGUUUAAUACGUUGUGCAAUGGAGGUACCCUUGUGCUAGCUAACCCGGCGGUUCUCUUGGAGAGAGCCCGGGAAUGCACUGUGAUCGUUGCCACGCCUUCAAUUAUCUCGAGCCUCGGGGAACCGUCUAGCGCGGAGUACCCACAGCUAUCUCGGAUGUUCAUCGGUGGGGAGACUGCAUCCCAAGCCUUACUACAGGCCUGGGGAAAGCUCCAUGUGCCAAUUUGGCUUGCCUAUGGGCCCACGGAGGCCACCUGUGCCAUCUUGACUGGCAUUAUCGAGCGGAAUCCUACCACGGGGCAGUUCCAUCCGACGCAUCUGGGGCGUCCAAUCCCGGGAUCAACGGUGAUGCUGCUAGGUCCUGAGCUUUGUGUUAUCGAGGCAGAUGAUGAACCGGGUGAGAUAUGUGUCUCCGGACCGUGCCUGUCGGCAGGGUAUCUUGAGGAUGAGGCAAGGACAAAGGAGAAGUUCGUUAAAUUCCGUGGGAGAACCCUUUAUCGAACAGGGGAUACUGCAAUUUGGUCCCGGACCAGUGAAGGAGAUCGAGUGCUAGAGUUCAAGGGUCGCAACGAUCGAAUCGCCAAAAUCCACGGAUUCCUAGUCAAUCUCGACCAAGAUGUUGACAGAGGCAUUCUCCAAGCAUUUCCCCUUCUUCGAGAGUGUUAUUCUCUCAUUGUGGACCACAUGCUGUGCACGGCGGUAGUUGGGGACGCGUCGGCGUAUCCGGACGAUUUGCUCAUGACAUGGAGGGAGAUAGCAGCAGCCUAUACCGUCCCAGAUCAUAUAUUCUGGCUUGAUACGCUUCCAUUGAAUUCCAACGGCAAAGUCGAUCGCGAUCAGCUGCUGAGCGUUUUUGAAUCUUCUCUGGCGCAAAAGAGCUACCACACCAUCCCGGCCGCAUUUGAGACUUUGGAGAGUGCGAUUCAAUUUUGGAUACACCGCGAAAUGCGGCUUUCCUCAGAAUUGGUGAGAGCGGAGGUCUCCUGUCUCGCACUGGGUAUUCACUCUCUGGCUGCAGUCCAGUUAACAACUUUCUGCCGGCAAUUUGGUUAUCCUGUAUCAGUUGCGGAUAUCCUCUCUGGCUCUUCCAUUCGCGCCCUCAGUUUGAAAACGCCCAAAUCCUCCGCACAGACCAAAUCCGUUGGACAGGGGAAGCCGGCCACGUCCUCAUUUCUUACCCCUCUUCAACACAAACUGGUCCUUGAGACAAAACUUGACACCAGUCUGAACUAUGCUCAGCAUCUCUCUCUAUACCGCGUUGGAGACAUCGCACAUAUCAAAGCCGCUUGGCAGACGGUGGCCGCAGAAGAGCCAUUGUUUCGAACGACCAUUCGAGAGGAGGCAGAGCAGCUCGUUCAAGAGAUCACGAGUGAAGUACAGUUUAUCUGGGACGACGUUUCCGUUGCCUCUGCUCAAGACAGGCAGCAUGAGAUCGUCGCAGUCAAGGAGAAAACUAGACUAGGCUCACGCUUCCUUGCCAUUCAUUAUAACGGGCGCGACCCCCAUAAUGACGAAGUUUUGUUGGUAUGGACAACACACCGGGCGCUUCUGGAUGGCUUCUCCGCUGCAAUACUGUUUGAGAGAGUGGACCAAGCCCGACAGGGGAUCCCCUUCCCGGCCUCUACCCCAUUCGCGCAGGCUGCGAAGGAACUAGAUCAGCUACGGAUAUCGUUGAAGUUGGAGGCCGACAAGUUCUGGGAUCAACAGAAAACUCAAGUUCCCGGUGGUACUGGUGAGUUCAACAUCUCAAACUUACCGUCACGCGAAGCGCCUGCUACAAAUAUCGACUAUAACCUUAGUGAGCCCAUCAACAUGCAACAGUUGCGGAAGAGCGCUCAGCGGGCCAACGUGACGCCCGCUGUAAUCCUGCACGCUGCGUGGGCUUUGGUCGUGUCCACUUAUACGAACAACGAUUCUGUUAUAUUCGGUAUUGUGUUGUCGGGACGAGAUCUCCCCUUCUCAUGGGCGUCAUCCGUCAUCGGUCCAUUAAUGAAUCAAUUACCGUUCAGCUGCCGAAUUCGACGGGAAGAACCUGUCGAGUACUUCGUGCAGCGAGUCCAGAAUGACCUCCGCGAGUAUUCCCGAUUCCAACCCAUGGAUGGUCCGUCAAAUAUGCCUCCUGUCGCCACAAUGCUGGUGGUGCAGCCUCCCGGGCUGAAACUCGCACCCAUCAGCAUUGUUCCCAUAGAAACGCCCGUCAUGAGAGAUUCCACUUCCGUGCCUCUUAUUGUUGAUGUCGCCGGCUCCGGUGAAGUCCGACUGGUAUAUAGGACGGACCGUUUCCUGCCACAGACGAUUCAAGAUAUAGGAGCUGUGUUCCAAAACGUGGUUCGAAACCUAACUAAUGAGCCGCAGAUAACAAUUCAACAGUGCCUGAGCAAGCGUCUCUCGCACUCAAUGAAACUGCAACUUUUGAAACGGGGCAACGGAGACCGGACUGAGACAAGAAUACAUGAAACUGGUGAGACAUUGAGCAGCCUGUUCCGGGCGACGGUCAGAGCAAAUCCAGACACAGCUGCCAUCCACAAGAAUCAAACUACCGUGACCUACAUUGAGCUCCUCAAUAAGGCGUCUCGUGUCGCACACAUCAUUCAGAAGCUCGUUCGCCCAGGAGAGGUCGUGGCUGUUCUUGCAGAUAGGUCCAUUAACUGGAUCAUUGGCAUCUGGGCUGUCGUGAUCUCCAAUGCUGUAUACUGUCCAAUUGACGUGUCUUAUCCAGCAAGCUAUCAAUCCAAGCUCCUGACAAUAAGCAAUGCAUCCCUGCUUUUAUUGCCACACUCAAGCCAAAAGCCAAAUGACUCAUUAGAGGGGCCUAUUUCCAUUGAUAUGGAGAGUGUAUUACAAAGUCUAGAGUCAGCAGACUUCGAGCCAUGGCGAACUCAGAGACCUUCCGAUGUCGCGUACAUCUGCUUCACGUCCGGCAGCACAGGAAUGCCCAAAGGCGUCAUGUGUCUACAUCGCGGACUUGUUGCUUUACAGGCCUCCGAAACAACACGACUGGGUAGCCAGCCCGGGCGAAGAAUCGCGCAGUUCCUCGCUCCGGGAUUUGGGGGGUGCCUGCAUGAGGUUUUCUCUGCGCUUUGCUACGGGGGAACCUUAGUGCUACGCAAAUAUGAUGAUGAUAUGUUCUCACAUCUUGAUGAUGUGGACGUCGCGAUCAUCACCCCUUCGGUGGCUGCGGAGGCGGAUGCAACUCAAUUCCCAAAGCUCCGCUAUGUUAGUUUUUAUUUUCCUUCCCUCCUAACCUACUUCCCAGUCAUUUCCAUUGACCAACUUCAGGUUUAUUUUGGCGGCGAGGCAAUCACCGAGCCAAUUGUUCGGCGGUGGUGGUCUCCUGAGCGGCACUUGUACAAUAUCUAUGGCUCAACGGAAGCAACAAUUUUGAAUUGCCAAGGGUCACUGGCACCCGGGGAACCAAUCUGUCUCGGUGGUCCCGUCCCAUCGUCUCGUUUGUAUAUUUUGGAUGACCAUCUGGAAAUGCUUCCACCAAACACAAUUGGUGACAUUUUCAUCGCCGGCGUCCAAAUGAGUAGUGGAUAUAUCAACAUGCCCGAGCGAACAGAGCAAGAGUUCAUUACGGAUCCAUUCGUCGGCUGUGAUGAGAAGAUGUAUCGAACAGGAGACCUGGGCUACUUUGACCAUGAAGGCAAGCUCUGGUAUUGUAGCCGAAAGGAUCGUCAGGUGAAAGUACGUGGAUACCGCGUAAAUCUUGACGAUAUCGCCCUGGUCAUCUACGCCGCAGUCGCCACGGUUCGCAAAGCCGUGGCCGUUGCUCAACCACAGGGCAUUGCUCUCUUUAUUUGCCCUUCCGGAGUGGACAAGGGCGCUAUCAAGAAAGCAUUGCAUGCCGCUCUUCCUCCUCAUUACCAGCCAUACCGAAUUUACACUCUGACCGACAUUCCUCUGUCACCAAACGGAAAGCUUGACCUUAAGUCCCUAGCUCACUCACGAGAGACACAGGAGGACGACAUGGAACUAGAUGAACUUGGGACCGAGCCCCUUAAUGACACAGAAAAAGCCAUUCAGGAUCUAUGGAAGGAACUACUUCAUCUCGAUCCUUCUCAGAACCUCUCGCGGCCGAGCGACUUCUUCGCACUUGGAGGUGACUCAAUUGCAAUGCUCAAGCUGGUUCGCCAGAUAAACGCAACCUUCAAUAUUCGCUUGACGGUCAGGGAUAUAAUCCUCCGCCCGACCUUAGAAGAGCUGGCUACUCUCGUGCUGCAAGAAGAAAGUGCCGCACGAGGCGGUUCUGCGAUUGCAGAAGAGUUUGGCCGACCCCUCGGGAGGUCCGCACUGUCUCCACCUGAGUUGCUCUGGGCACAUCUCUACAACAAUUCGCAAUGCCAGAGCUCGUUCAAUGUACCUUACCGUGCCACAUUAUCACCGACAGUCGACCUUCCUACACUAGUGUCCAGCGUCGAACAGGUUCUCAACCAUCACACCAUCUUGCGAUCACGGUUCCGAAGAAUGGCCGAUAAUACCUACGAGCGUGUGAUAUCAAGUGAUCCCAUCAUAAUUUCGUCCCAGGUUGAUAAUGUUGACGACUGGGUCAAUCGACCGUUUUCUCUGGACGAAGCUUUGGUACGGGCCGUCGCGACACCCGACACUCUGCUGUUCAAUAUCUCACACAUUCUAUGUGACUACGGAACAUUGGCUAUCCUGUUGCGAGAUGUUGGGUCUGUAUAUUAUGGGAAACAGCUCCCACCGGCCACUCGCGAGUACUACGACGAGUCAUGGGGGUUGUCAAACCUAGGAAGUCAUUCUGAAUUUUGGGCUACGUAUUUGAAAGGGCUGCAAUUCCCUCGGGUGUCAAGACCGAGAGAAGGUCGCUCCUACUGCGGUACAUCGACUUUGAUCGAGAUCUCCGGAGAUACCUAUCAUCGGCUGCUCACACUGGCCUCAGACCGGGUCUUCACGAUUCAGCAAUUUGGAUUGGCCACUACUGCGACUGUGCUUCAAACGUUGGGCGCGACAGACGAUAUAUUGAUGGGCUCCGCUUAUCUCAACCACCCAAACCCAGAAGACGACGGGGCGGUAGGUCUCCACCUCGAACCACUCCCGAUUCGGGUCCGCGUGGAAGAUACAGCCAUAUCUGUAGGUGACCUCCUGCGUUCUGUUGCUACAUCUUCUCAGAAUGCCGCGGCCCAUGCUCUCCCGUGGCAUGGCCUGCUGUCCCAAUUGGGGAUUCCAUUCCCGUCAGAACACGAUGAGGUCUUUGACUGUGGCGUAACCUUUCACGAUCGACGAAGGUCAGCGCAUGCGCAGCUGGACAUUGAAGGUGUGGAUCCUAUGCCGGUUUGGCCUGAGGGAUCCUUGUUUUCUAUCUUGUUCGAGUGGGCUUGCACGGAAGACCAACUUCUUCUCCGGCUGCAAUACAGCACCGAUCGAUUUUCGGAGCGCUUUAUGAGUGUGGUUCAGGGGCUGUUGCGGCUCGCCAUUGAUCAUAUGCUAGAUACUGAGCUGUCCCUAGCGGAUCUGCGCCUUGCUCUCCAGCACUGUUUCAAGGAUGCUUGUGAGGAUGCUGCGUUGUCGGCCACGACUGUUCGUGAUCUCGCGAGAAAAUAUCUCAUUGGACCAGUAUAG
Penicillium egyptiacum is the source of this 6195-nucleotide messenger RNA. NCBI's taxonomy places the organism in Eukaryota, Fungi, Ascomycota, Eurotiomycetes, Eurotiales, Aspergillaceae. The record is from the annotation of a GenBank genome assembly.